UUGGCUCAGAGCUUUGCAAUUCCACCAUCCGUGGCAGUAGGUGGAAAGGUCAGCAGCAUGUCUGAGGUUGAAGAGACCUUGAAUCGUAUCAAGACUCACAAAGGGGUCUCAGGCAUAGUCAUCGUCAACAGCGAGGGUGUUCCAAUGCGUUCCACGCUUGACAGCAAGCAAACUCUGCAGUACUCGGCGCUGAUUUCCCAGCUUGCGGCAAAGGCCCGCAGCGUCGUCCGUGAACUUGACCCACAGAAUGACUUGACCUUCCUGAGGAUUCGAUCGAAGAAGCAUGAAAUUAUGGUGGCUCCUGAUCGGGAAUACAUCCUGAUUGUCAUUCAAGAUCCCAACGCUGACCAAGGAAGCUAACAGGCUGAAGCAUGCUGACGGAGCGGCUGCUCCAGGUGAACGCUUCCAUUGGCAUUGUGCGAUUAAAGACUCAUCUAGCACUGCUGGGACCGCUGCAGAGAGAGCCCAUACAAGGUCGCACCCCUCGACAAUCCUUCAUGGUCCUUGUUACGUUGAAACGUCACUGAGGCUGCAUGGCUUCCCUCGUGAUUUCAAUUUACAUGCAAACACGCACCCCAGCAGCCAAACACUGGCAUGCCGAAAGUGCGCCAGGCAGCCUCUCCAGCGGGAGUUUCACCAACGAUUGCAUGAAUUGCAUGCUGGAC
This is a messenger RNA of Effrenium voratum, 665 nucleotides long. The record is from the annotation of a GenBank genome assembly. Lineage: Eukaryota; Dinophyceae; Suessiales; Symbiodiniaceae.